Cajanus cajan (pigeon pea) is the source of this 3759-nucleotide messenger RNA. RefSeq names its product DNA/RNA helicase protein (gene RAD5). NCBI's taxonomy places the organism in Eukaryota, Viridiplantae, Streptophyta, Magnoliopsida, Fabales, Fabaceae. Gene Ontology annotation, molecular function: ATP binding; nucleic acid binding; zinc ion binding. The record is from RefSeq and is a predicted model, not a curated record. Gene Ontology annotation, biological process: DNA repair. Gene Ontology annotation, cellular component: nucleus.
GGCAAGGCAAUGACCACGUGCGUCUCGCGUGGACUCCCGCCAAGUAAGUGUAGAAACGGAGACUCGUUCGUUAAUCACUAUCACUCAUCCUCGCGCCUCUCUCGUAAUUUAUGAAUUUCACACUUUUUCUUCUUCCCUUUCAAUUUUCCAAACCCUUGGCGCCAAACUAGCAGGUUAGGGUUAGGGUUAGGGUUCCAAUGGGAAGCAAAGACAGCGACCACCACUUGUCCACCGUCCGAUCCAUCGUCGGUUCCGAAUUCACCGACAUGGAAAUCAUCAGAGCCCUACACAUGGCCAAAAACGACGUCACUGCAGCAAUCAAUAUCAUCUUCGACACGCUCACACCCUCAAAAUUCAAACCCACUCGCCCCAGCAAUCCGCAGCCGGUUUCUCCUCCAACACCCUCCUCUCCCGCCGUCACCGUCGCCGCCAACUCCAACCAUAGUGACGGCGAAGGACGCAGCGUUAAUAACCGCGAUGAUUGGUGGUUCGUGGGUUGCGGCGAAAUGACGGGUUUGUCCACGUGUAAAGGGAGGACUUUAAACUGCGGCGAAACGGUGGUUUUCAAAUUUCCGACGAAGACGCUCUCGGCUUCGCCUAAGGGGUUCGGACGUGCAGCGACUUGUUCGGAGAUAGUUCGAUUCUCCUCCGAAAGAGCUGGGGAGAUUGGUAGAAUACCGAACGAAUGGGCUCGGUGUCUUUUGCCUCUUGUGCGGGAUCGUAAGGUUAGAAUUGAGGGGCAGUGUAAAUUCGCACCUAAUGUUUUGGGCAUCAUGGACUCCAUUAUUUUGUCGGUGAGUGUAUUUAUCAACAGUUCGCUGUUUGGCAAGCAUCACCAGGUUUCUCUCAAGGAUGCUGCCAACUCCACGGAUGAGUCAGUGUUUCAUCCGCUUCCAACUUUGUUUCGGUUGCUUGGCCUAAACCCUUUUAAGAAGGCAGAGUUAACUCCUGGUGAUUUCUAUUCCAACAAGCGUCCUCUCAGCCAAAGGGUCCCAUCACUACGUGCCAAGUCUGAGUAUCCUUCUCAAAAUGGUCACGAGAAUGACAAUGAAGAUUCCAUUUCAGAAAUUGAUGUUGAGAACAUUGUUGGUGUUGGAUCAAACUCAGAGUUAGAGGAAAUGGAUCCCCCUAGUAAUCUUCUGUGUGAACUGAGGCCCUAUCAAAAGCAAGCGCUUUAUUGGAUGAUACACAUGGAGAAGGGACAAGCUAUGGAUGAGACAACAACAACCCUCCAUCCAUGUUGGGAGGCAUAUCACCUGGCUGACAAGAGGGAGCUUGUUGUUUAUUUGAAUGCAUUUUCUGGUGAAGCCACAAUAGAAUUUCCUAGCACCCUUCAAAUGGCCAGAGGAGGAAUUUUGGCAGAUGCUAUGGGGCUUGGAAAGACCAUCAUGACCAUAUCCCUUCUCCUUGCCCAUUCAGGAAAGGGUGGACAAAUAGGAAGUCAACCCAUAACCCAGACCUUUAUUGAAAGCAGUGAUGUUAGUGAUACAGUGCACAAUUUUUCAAGCAUACCCAAGAAGGCAAACAAGUUUGCUGGUUUUGAUAAACUGGGGAAGCAAAAGAAUGCUCUAACAAGUGGUGGCAACUUGAUAAUAUGUCCUAUGACUCUUCUUGGGCAAUGGAAGGCAGAGAUUGAAACUCAUGCACACCCCGGGUCUCUGUCUCUAUAUGUUCACUAUGGACAAAGUAGGCCAAAAGAUGCAAAAAGUCUUGCUCAAAGUGAUGUUGUAAUUACUACAUAUGGAAUCUUGGCCUCUGAAUUUUCUAGUGAGAAUGCAGAGGAUAAUGGUGGGCUCUUCUCAAUUCGGUGGUUUAGAGUGGUUCUUGAUGAAGCACAUACCAUAAAAUCUUCUAAAAGCCAAAUUUCUAUGGCAGCUGCUGCUCUAAUUGCUGACAGACGUUGGUGUCUAACAGGCACUCCUAUCCAGAACAGCCUUGAGGAUAUUUAUAGUCUUCUGCGGUUUCUGAGAAUAGAGCCUUGGGGUCAUUGGGCCUGGUGGAACAAACUUAUUCAGAAACCAUUUGAGGGCGGUGAUGAAAGAGGGCUGAAGUUAGUUCAAUCAAUUUUAAAGCCAAUCAUGUUGAGGAGAACCAAACAUAGCACAGAUCGAGAGGGAAAGCCCAUCCUAGUUCUCCCUCCAGCUGAUAUGCAGGUAAUUUACUGUGAACCCACAGAAGCUGAAAAAGACUUUUAUGAAGCCCUAUUCAAAAGAUCUAAGGUAAAGUUCGACCAGUUUGUUGAGCAAGGGCGUGUUCUUCAUAAUUAUGCUUCAAUAUUGGAGUUACUUUUACGUCUUCGGCAAUGUUGUGAUCAUCCAUUUCUUGUAAUGAGUCGAGGUGAUACCCAAGAAUUUGCCGAUCUGAACAAACUAGCUAAGCGCUUCCUUAGAGGAACCUAUAAUGCUUCAGAAGGUGAAAUAAAAGACGGACCUUCACGGGCUUAUGUUCAGGAAGUUGUUGAAGAGCUACGCAAAGGGGAGCAAGGAGAGUGUCCAAUAUGUCUUGAAGCAUUUGAAGAUGCAGUGUUGACACCUUGUGCUCACCGCUUAUGCCGGGAAUGCCUCUUGGCAAGUUGGCGAAAUGCUACUUCUGGUUUAUGUCCUGUUUGUAGGAAAACGAUUGGCAGGCAGGAUCUUAUCACUGCCCCUACUGAGAAUCGGUUUCAGGUGGAUAUUGAGAAGAACUGGAUAGAGUCGUGCAAGGUGACUGUUCUUUUGAAUGAACUUGAAAAUCUCCGCUCAUCUGGCUCCAAAAGCAUUGUUUUCAGCCAGUGGACUGCUUUUCUCGACCUCUUGCAGAUUCCCUUCACUAGGAGUAACAUUUCAUUUGUUCGUCUUGAUGGGACUUUGAAUCUGCAGCAGCGGGAAAAAGUAAUCAAGCAAUUCUCAGAAGACAGCAACACCCUGGUCUUGUUAAUGUCAUUAAAAGCUGGUGGAGUGGGUAUAAACCUACCAGCCGCUUCUAAUGCUUUUGUCAUGGACCCAUGGUGGAAUCCGGCUGUUGAGGAACAAGCUGUCAUGCGUAUACAUCGCAUUGGACAAACAAAGAAGGUGGCUAUUAAAAGGUUUAUUGUGAAGGGGACAGUUGAGGAGAGAAUGGAGGCAGUGCAAGCACGUAAACAACGAAUGAUUUCUGGUGCCUUGACUGAUCAAGAAGUUCGAACUGCUCGGAUUGAGGAGUUAAAGAUGCUUUUUACUUAGACCAUUGAGGCAGUACAAAAAGACAUGUUUGCUUGCUGUUAGGUGCACCAUCACUUCCACAUUUUUUGCUUCUCCUGGUUUUCUUUUGUUCUCAAGGGCUGGUGAUCUGCAAGGUAAUUGUGACUUGUAACAUGAAGGUGCUUCUUAGGCAGCAUGUGUGCCAGGGACUCGUUAUAGCUUGCAACUUACAUAGCAAGAUCAAGUUUAGUGCAUGUCUUGAUCAACACAAUGCUCGAGACAGGCUGUUUGGAAGGGGAGGGGCAAUUUAGAUGAACAUCUUUGAUGUAUAUGGAGAUAUGCUAUUGUUAUGCUAUGCUAUGUUUGAGAGAGGGGAACGAGUGGAAAGAGAAGAAAUGGAGGGACUUAUUUCCCCUAGUUUGAUAUUUAAGUUAAAAAAAUAAGGGGAAUUCCCUUCAUGUUUGGGACUUAAAAGUUAAAAUGGAGGGAAGGAUAAGUUAUAAAUUUAGAUUUACAAUACGGUUUUGUCAAUCUUAAAUUAUGUCGAGUGUAUAUAUGUAAUUCAACAACUGUUUAAUUAAAAAUGAAUUCUUUCGUCUAA